AUGUCGUCGACAACAGUGAUCACUUCAGAGCCGAAGCAAUUGCCUUCGGACAGUGAAUAUCCGUCCAUGGAUAAAGAGAAUGGCUUGGCGGCAGAGGAGACUCAACAGUAUGACAGCCAGCAGCCUUCACCACGAGAUGUGCAUGGUGUGAAGUGGGUGCUCGUGGUCAUGUCUAUCUUUUCCUGUGUCUUCCUCUUCGCCCUGGACAAUACUAUUGUAGCAGAUGUCCAGCCGGCAAUCAUCAAAGAAUUCGAUGACCUAGCAAUGCUUCCUUGGCUUUCUGUCGCUUUUAUGCUGGGUGCAGCGAGUACACUACUGAUCUGGAGUAAAGGGUACGGACUACUGAACUGCAAGUGGCUCUAUAUAAUCACCACUCUGAUCUUUGAGGUGGGCUCCGCGGUGUGUGGUGCUGCCCCGAGCAUGAAUGCUCUUAUUGUUGGACGUACGAUCUGUGGCCUUGGAGGCGCGGGUAUGUACCUAGGUGUGAUGACCAUCCUCUCCAUGCUCACUUCGCCCAAGGAACGACCAAUGUAUCUUGGAAUGGUCGGCUUGGUCUGGGGUGUAGGCACAGUCCUUGGGCCUAUUAUCGGCGGCGCUUUCACAGACAGCUCUGCCACCUGGCGCUGGGCUUUCUACAUUAAUCUCUGUAUCGGUGGUCUUUUUGCCCCAGUUUUCUUCUUUAUGAUCCCCAAUGUCGACCCGCGCCCCGGAACCCCCCUCAAGGAACGACUGGCAGAGAUUGACUGGCUAGGCCCUAUACUCUUCGUUGGCGCCUUUGUCGCAGGAAUCAUGGCCAUUGCCUUUGGUGGAGUCCUCUAUCCCUGGAGCGACAGCCGCAUUAUUGGCAUGUUUGUCGGCGCCGGUGUCAUGUUCAUUCUCUUCUUCAUCCAACAAGGAUACAUGAUAUUCACGACAUAUGGGUCGCGAAUUUUUCCCAUGCAAUACCUGAAAAACAAAGAGAUGAUCCUUCUCUUUAUCGAAACUGCCGCAGCGGGAACCUCCUCAUUCGUGCCAAUCUACUUCAUCCCCCUGUAUUUCCAAUUCGUGAAGGGUGAUGGUGCCCUCGAUGCCGGAGUCCGCCUUCUCCCCUUCAUCGUCCCAAUGGUGUUCUUCAAUCUCGCAAAUGGAGUUGGCAUGAGUGCACUAGGCUAUUACAUGCCCUGGUAUCUAGUCGGUGGAGUAUUUGUCCUUGUAAGCGGAGUUCUGCUCAAGAUCAUCACCUUGACGACCAGUGUAGGUCAGAUAUAUGGUGCUCUCGUGAUCGGCGGGAUUGGAACUGGGGUGUUCUCCCAGGCCGGCUUUUCUGUAGCGCAGUCUCUGGUUCCACCCGAGGAGAUUCCCAUGGCCGUCGGCUUCAUGACCUGUGCCCAGGUGGGAGGCUCAGCCAUCGCCCUCUCUGUUGCCAACACUCUAUUUUUGAACCGUGCAACCGUUCAGAUCAUGGACCUUUUGCCGAACCAGAGUCAAGCCAAUGUGCAGGCUAUGAUUUCAGGUGCCAAUAGUGCACUACUGGACUCACUGAGUGAAAAAUUGAGAACAAAUGUUCUGGAGGCUAUUGUCAAUUCAAUUACGGAUGCCCUCGUGCUAGAUCUGACUGCGGGAGCUAUUGCCAUUGUGGUUGCUGUUUUCUUGCGACGUACCAAGAUGAGCCAUACCCAUGGCGCUGUCGGGGGGAUAUAG
This is a messenger RNA of Penicillium longicatenatum, 1680 nucleotides long. RefSeq names its product putative MFS drug efflux transporter. The transcript has 4 exons. NCBI's taxonomy places the organism in Eukaryota, Fungi, Ascomycota, Eurotiomycetes, Eurotiales, Aspergillaceae. The record is from RefSeq and is a predicted model, not a curated record. The coding region runs from base 1 to 1680 and encodes 559 amino acids. Gene Ontology annotation, biological process: transmembrane transport. Gene Ontology annotation, molecular function: transmembrane transporter activity.